Molecule: messenger RNA, 7179 nt
Organism: Chanos chanos (milkfish)
Lineage: Eukaryota; Metazoa; Chordata; Actinopteri; Gonorynchiformes; Chanidae
Gene: lrp13b
Product: low-density lipoprotein receptor-related protein 2
Exons: 35
Coding region: 1-7179 (2392 amino acids)
Biological process (GO): receptor-mediated endocytosis
Cellular component (GO): signaling receptor complex; plasma membrane; apical plasma membrane
Molecular function (GO): calcium ion binding; hormone binding; protein binding
Source: RefSeq, a predicted model, not a curated record
AUGGUUUCCAAAUUCAACGAAAUGGGGCAUGCCAAGCUCAAGAAAGGUGUCAUUGGAUUGGUGAAUUUGAAGAGCAACACAUAUGAGAGCCUUUAUGUAAGUGACAGUGAUCCUGUUGCAAUGGCUUUUGACAUCAUGAGGAACUCUGUCUACUGGGCUGACGAACGAGGGAACAUUUUUAGAGCAGAAGGCCAAAAGAGAAGCACCCUCUACACAGGCCAUGUUGGAGUUAGGAGUCUAGCUGUUGAUUGGAUCAAUGGACCUGUGUUCUGGACAAAUGUGGUACAAAAAGCAAUCUAUGUUGGAACACCUGAUGGUAGUGCAGUUGCCAUGGUCAUGGACAAAGAUAUUUAUCCAUUAGAUUUAGUUCUCCUGCCCACUAACAGGUGGUCAAAUGACCCUCGACCGAGCUGGAAUGGAUGGCUCAAGACGCACUACGCUGGUCGUAGUCACUGCACAGUCUCCAAGAAGCCUAACUAUGGAUGUUGCAGCUCAGCGGUUGUACUGGAUCAGCGAUGUCAAGCUGAUUUCAAACUUGUCUAUGCUACAUCAAAAACUCUGUACACCCUCGAGUUUAAACCAGACGGCCCUCAGAAAAUGCUGCUCUUCACUGCGGAUGAGGACAUCGGGUCUUUUGACAUGGACUGGAGAAGAGAAUGGGUGGUGUGGGUGAAUGGCACAGGCCAUGUCAAGGCUAGAGGCGUUUCGCAGAAACAGACUGUGUAUAUUCCAACUGCUAAGCCUGCAUGUAUUGUGAGAGUUGACCAGAAGACUGGGAACCUGUACUGGUUGGCCUGUGAUGGAAUGUCCAUUGGCGUCACUUUUGUUGGCUUCCCAGAUCAAAGUUUCUCCAAACUGCUUUACCAAGGUGGAGGUGAAGUCAGUGACAUCUAUGUGGAUUGGCAGAGGGGUCAGCUUUACUGGGUUGAUGGAGAUCAGAUCAUCAGGAUGAGACUAGGUCUAACUGGAGGCAAUGCAAAAGCCAUCCAAACCCUUGAAGAGAACACUGUUAGCCAAAUCACUCUGGACAGGAAAUCCAACAGUUUCCUCUGGAACUCUGAAAAGUCUGGUUUGCAGGUUAUGAGCCUGCUGAAGAUGAGGAAGUACUCAGCUGGUCAGAGCUGGAAUGUGCCAGGCUCUAUAGUUGCUGCCUACGAGCCCUACAUGGUGUCCAUGCUUAAUAAUGUAAUCACUCUGUGGAAACGCACCAAUGGAGAACGGGUGAGGGGGGUGGCUGUGGAGGAUGACGUUGUUGAUAUAGCUGUAGCCCUCAAAGAAGUUAUGCAAGAUGAGGGUGUAGAGCAUAGCGAUGUGUCCACCACACAGGCCACUUGUAAGAGUCCGUCUGUGAUGUGUGAUGGGACGUCAGUGUGCAUCUCCCGGAGUCAGGUGUGUGAUGGAAAGAGAGACUGUCCUGAUGGAUCCGACGAAGCAUCCUGUAUAGAUAUGUGUGCAACACCAGGUGACUUCUUGUGUAAGGACAGAAGGGUAUGCAUUAAAGGGAGUCUGGUUUGCGAUGGACGCAGUCAUUGUCUUGAUGGCUCGGAUGAGGUGGGCUGUCCCACUUUAGCUUCAGAGACUUUAACCUCAGCACCCUUGAAGUGUUACAUGGGCUCUAAAGCAUGUAAGGAUGGGAAAGAGUGUGUUCUGUACAGUCAUGUGUGUGAUGGAGAGACUGACUGUAAGGAUGGCUCUGAUGAAGAGGACUGUGAAUUUCAGUGCAAAAUAGGCCAGUUCCAGUGUGCUCAUGGGAGAAAAUGUAUAGAUGUGAAACAGCUGUGUGAUGGAACCCCUCAGUGUCAGGACCGAUCUGAUGAACUGGACUGCUUUACUCGCACUAAGGGCUGCAGCCAUCGCUGUGACAACAAAACCCGCUGUGUACCACAAACCUUUGUCUGUGAUGGAGAGAUGGACUGUGUGGAUGGCACAGAUGAAGCCAACUGUCGUGACUUCCUUUGUAAGGACAGGAGACUGUGUAUAAAGAGAAACCUGGUUUGUGAUGGUCGUUUUCACUGCACUGAUGGCUCAGAUGAAGUGGGUUGUCCUACUAUAUCUCCCAGGAGCUUAGAGACUUCUGGAACAGCACCUCUGAAGUGUCAGGUGGGCUUUAAAGCAUGUAGGGAUGGAAAAGCGUGUGUCCUGUACAGUCACAUGUGUGAUGGAGAGAUUGACUGUAAAGAUGGAUCUGAUGAAGAAGACUGUAUUCCGCAAUGCAAAACGGGUAUAUUGACCACCAUUUCUCAGUAUUGUGAUAAUCCUUUAGGGCAGUUUCAGUGUGCUACUGGAAGAAGAUGCAUUGAUGUGAAGCAGGUGUGUGAUGGAACACCUCAGUGUUUGGACCAGUCUGAUGAGAGGGACUGCCAGAAACUUGCCAGAAGCUGUGUACUCCGCUGUGACAGAGACAAGCACUGUGUCCCAGCAGUUUCUAUCUGCAAUGGGAUUAGGGACUGUUGGGAUGGCUCAGAUGAGGCCCAUUGUGUCAUCCUCACUCCACUGCCACAGUGUAACAGUCCCUCCAUUUUGUGCCGUGGGAAGUCAGUUUGUAUCUCUCAGGCUCAGGUCUGUGAUGGAACAAAGGACUGUCCUGAUGGGUCUGAUGAGGCUUUUUGUGUUGACAUUUGUGCAAAAAAAGAUGACUUCCUAUGUAAGGACCGAAGGAAGUGUAUUGAGGGAAGUCUUGUUUGUGAUGGACGCUUUCACUGCAAUGACGGUUCAGAUGAAUUGGGCUGUCCCACUGUGGCUCCAAAGGCCCCAAAACUGGCACCCCUGAAGUGCCGUAUGGGUUCUAAAGCAUGUAGGGAUGGGAGUGAGUGUGUCUUAUACACUCAUGUGUGUGAUGGAGAGAAGGACUGUAAAGAUGGAUCUGACGAAGAGGACUGUGGCCUUCAGUGCAGUCCAGGCCAGUUCCAGUGUACUCGUGGGAAAAAAUGCAUUGACAAGAAGCAGGUGUGUGAUGGAACGCCUCAGUGUUUGGACCAGUCUGAUGAGAGGGACUGCUGGAAGCCUAGCAGGAGCUGCGCUCUGCGCUGCGACAGGGACAACCACUGUAUCCCAGAAGUCUUCAUCUGCAAUGGGAUGAGGGAUUGCUUGGAUGGGUCAGACGAGGCUGGAUGUGAUGAAAUGGGCUGUCCCACCAUGGUUCCUCAGAGCUCUGGUGCAGCACCUCUGAAAUGUCGCAUGGGCUCUAAAGCCUGUAAGGAUGGAAAGGAGUGUGUCCUGUAUAAUCAUGUGUGUGAUGGAGAGAUUGACUGUAAGGAUGGAUCUGAUGAGGAGGACUGUGAUCUUCAGUGUAAAGCAGGCCAGUUCCAGUGUGCUCACGGGAAGAAGUGUAUUGAUGUGAAACAAGUGUGUGAUGGUAAACCUCAGUGUCAGGACCGCUCUGAUGAACUGGACUGCUUUACUCGCACUAAGAGCUGCAGCCAUCGCUGUGACAACAAAACCCGCUGUAUCCCAGAAAACUUCCUCUGCGAUGGAGAGAGAGACUGUGUGGAUGGCACCGAUGAGGCUGACUGUGAUAGGGAUCUGGUCUGUGAUGGACGCUACCAUUGUCUUGAUGGUUCAGAUGAAGUGGACUGUACCACUGCGGCUACUACAAUACCAAAGACUUCUGGACCUCCACCUCUGAAGUGUCGCCUGGGCUCCAAAGCUUGCAGGGAUGGGAGUAUGUGUGUGUUGUACAGUCAUUUGUGUGAUGGAGAGACUGAUUGUAAGGAUGGAUCUGAUGAAGAAGACUGUGAAUUUCAAUGCAAAAUAGGGCAGUUCCAGUGUUUCCAUGGGAAGAUGUGCAUAGACAUGGCACAAGUAUGUGAUGGGACACCUCAAUGUCAGGAUCUCUCGGAUGAAAUGGCCUGUUUUACACUAACAGACACUUGUAGCCAUCGAUGUGACAACAAGACUCGUUGUGUCCCUGAAACCUUCCUCUGUGAUGGAGAACGUGACUGUGUGGAUGGUACCGAUGAAACAAAUUGUGCGGCUGAGAAGUGUGUGAGUGACCAGUUCCAGUGUGACAGCGGCCAGUGUGUGUCUCUUGCUCUACGUUGUGAUGAACAUGCAGACUGCCGAGACCACUCUGAUGAGAAAGGAUGUCCUCAACCCCCAAAGUGUGACACUCAGUACCGCUGUCCCCACAGUCAUGAGUGCCUGCAGGAGGACUGGCUCUGUGAUGGAGACGAGGACUGCAGCGAUGGCUCUGAUGAGAGGAACUGCAAGGCCUCCCCAUUGGAGUGUGGCGAAUUCCAGUGGUCGUGUGCAUCUAAAACUCAGUGUGUGGCCAAGUCAUGGAGAUGUGAUGGCAUGAGGGACUGUGAAGAUGGGAGCGAUGAAGCUGGAUGUAAGUGUACUAAACGGUGCCCGUCCCACAUGUUUCAGUGUGGGAGUGGUGAGUGUUUGGACCUAGCACUGGCAUGUAACAGGAUAACAAACUGUCUGGAUGGCUCAGAUGAGGGUGCAGGAUGCCUCAAGGGGAACUGUUCCAGCCCCAGCAGCCCUAAGUGUGCCCACUACUGUAUCAGUACCCCCCGUGGAGCGAGAUGCGGCUGCAAAGCAGGUUUCAGUCUACAGAAAGAUGGGCUCUCCUGCACAGAUGUGGAUGAGUGCUUGGAGAUCCGCCCGGCUUUGUGCUCUCAUAGCUGCCACAACAGUCAUGGUUCUUAUUCAUGCCAGUGUUACCCUGGGUUUCUCCUGGAGCCUGAUGGUCGCAGCUGCAAGACCACCGAGGUGCCUUCCCUUCUGGUCUCUGUACAACAUGAGCUGCUGCUCUUGGGCUUGCAAAACUCCAACAUCAAGAUGCUCAUUCCUCCAGGGAAGAAGCCCAUUUUUUCACUGGACUAUGACCUGAGGGAGGAGAGGGUGUUCUGGGUUAGUCUGGAUGAUGACAGCAUCAAAUGGGCUGUCCAUGGCGACAAGGACAUCAUUGGUACCAUUGUUAAAGGGAUUAAGUCUGACUCCAUUGCGAUAGACUGGCUUGCGAGGAAUCUUUACUGGGUGGAUGGAGUGGCUGGUCAGAUUCUGGCUGUGAGACUGAGCAGCAGUGUGGUGAGGUCACGGAACUAUGUUGUGGUGUUAGAUGAAGACCUUGAGCAGCCUCAGUCUCUGGUGCUACUGCCCCACAAAGGGGUGAUGUUUUGGUCAGAGAUUGGCAGUGAGCCACAGAUUGAGCGAUCUGGUAUGGAUGGAUCAGAUAGGAAAGUGGUGGUCAGACACAGUCUCAGCUGGCCUGCGAGUGUGACAGUGGACAUCUUAACAGAAAGGCUCUACUGGACAGAUGAGAAACUCAAGUGUAUUGGAUCAGCCACUCUAGAUGGAGAAGACCUCAGGCUGCUGCAGUUAACCCAAACCCCCAGUCCUUUCUCUGUGGCUGUUUUCAACGACAUGAUGUUCUGGUCUGACACCAAAAGAAGAACCAUUCAAAGUGCUCACAAAACCAGUGGCAAGAACCGCAAGGUUCUCCUCAAAAGACCUGGCCAGCCAUUUGGCCUUAAGGUCGUCCAUCCUCUCAUCCAGCCCAAUAUCUCAAGCCCCUGUGAAAAGCUGCAGUGUUCCCACCUGUGUCUGCUUGCUCCAGGGUCUAAGGCAGUGUGCCGCUGCCCAGCUGGGUUGUUACUGGCCGGGAACAGAUCCAUCUGCACCCCUCCUGUGGAUGACUACUCUUCUUUCGUCCUGCUGCUGUCUCCUACCAUGCUCACUCAAAUUUUCAUGAGGAACCUGAAGGGGGCGAUCAGGCUGAAGAAGUGGCCCGACCACCGGGCUUUGCCUCUCCCAGGAGUGAAUGAAGCCACAGGCCUAGACCUGGUGCUUGGAGACCGUAUGCUCUACCUGUCUGAUGCUGGACAAGGCUCAGUUGGCCAGCUGAAGUUGAGCAGUUGGAGUCUGACCGCUGUUGGCCGUGUGCUACAGCUGCAGGGGGAUGUGGUGACUGCUCUGGCUGUGGACUGGCUUACCCGUAACCUGUACUGGAGCAGUAGCAACAAACCCCAGCUACAAGUGACUUCUGCAAAUGGCAGGCACACCGCUCUGGUGCUGGAAGCAGACCUCCUGGGCACCACAUCCAUUGCUUUGCACCCGCCUGCUGGUUGGCUCUGCUUCACUGCCUUGGGAAAGGUAGGGGGCAAGAAUCUUCCUCAGGUGGAUUGUGCUUACAUGGAUGGGCGGAACCGUACGCUGCUCUGGAGGGGAGCGACAGAAAUGCCAAUAUCUCUGACCUUCUCCAGCAAAGGCACAGAACUUUACUGGGCUGAUAUAGGUGCUGGAGUAAUUGCUUCAGUGGACAUUGAUGGAUCUAACUACAGAGAGUAUCAAACAGGCCCUGCUUUUAUCAUAUCGUUUGCCCGCAUUGACAACCUCCUCCUCUGGGUUACACUGGAUAAUGGUACCACAAAAAUGUGGUACAGUGAUGGCUUUCAACCAAAACAAUUAUGGUUUGAAGUUCAAACCAACAUUGUGGAGCUGAAAGCUUAUACUAAAACCUCCCAGAAAGGAACCAACCUGUGUGCAGAAAAAAACGGAGGCUGCAGUCACCUCUGUCUGGCCUACCCUGGGGGACGAACCUGCAGGUGUGGCUUAGACUACCGCUCUGUGAAUGGCACCCAGUGUGUUUCUGACCUCCAAUGCCCAGCUGGCAGCAAACCAUGCAGGGCAGGAGAUAAGUGCCUUCUGAGCGCGAAGUUCUGCGAUCAACUGUCUGAUUGCGAGGAUGGUUCGGAUGAAGAGAACUGCAUUUUUGGUGACCCCAAUCUUGGACUACCCUUCAGCCCAACUCCACUGGGCUCUGAAAAUGUGACCAUCCUGGCUUCUGCCACACAGGGAGAUGGAAUCUCAGUGCGUAAACUGGACAGUCAGUCCUGUGAUACUAAACGGUGCAACGACCAUGGAAAGUGUGUCAUGCGCGGGGGAAAGCCUGUCUGUGAGUGUGUGCAGGGAUACAGUGGGGAGUUCUGCCAAAACGGAGGGUCAAGCAGCACCGCUUUCAUUCUGGGACUUGUCCUUGUCGCUGGAGUUGUGGUUGUCGCAGCUUUAUUCCUCAGGAAUAGAAGAGCAAAAGCUGUGAGAAGUCGCACCACUGAGAAGGAGACUCUCAUGACUGACAUAGAGGAACGCCUGACUAACAUUCAGAGCUUCGACAAUGAGCUGUACAACCCAGAGGAGGUCAAGUCCCCUGUUGCUGUCCAUUCCCUGUUUUAG